AUGCUCAUUGCUUGGCAGCCUCCCCCGACGGGGUGGUCUUGCUUGAACACGGACGGCUCGGUUCUUUAUAGCCAGGGGAGCUCCACAGCGGGAGGAGUGAUUCGGAGGGAGGAUGGACGGCUAAUUCGAGCUUUUACAGCGAACUUGGGAGGAGGAUCCAUCACGAGAGCUGAACUUAUGGGAAUCUGUAUCGGACUAAGGAUUGCGUGGGAGGAGGGCGUAAGGAAAGUGGAGGUUCAUUCGGACUCAAAGGCUGCACUGGCGCUGAUUCAAAGCGCGCCGGAGGGGAGCUCGCACUACAACCGGGUUGUCCAGAUUUGUCGGCUCAUCGUGAGGGAGUGGCAGAUCAACCUCAAACAUGUGUUCCGGGAGGCCAACGUGGUGGCGGAUCACCUAGCCUCGUUGGGACACUCUCUCGGCAAUGGUGAGCACCUGAUCCAUGCCACAACACCAUCACUCAGCCAUCUGCUUCUUCAUGAUGUACUGGGCAUUCAGUCCUCUCGCCUUGUUCUAAGUUAA
Messenger RNA from Linum tenue, 519 nucleotides. Lineage: Eukaryota; Viridiplantae; Streptophyta; Magnoliopsida; Malpighiales; Linaceae. The record is from the annotation of a GenBank genome assembly.